CUUUCCUCUCUGGAGCCUAACUGAUUGGAGGUUCGGAGGGCUCAGCUUCGGCACGAACCAAGUAGCCAUGGCCCAAACCUGCGCGGGAAUAUGCUCUGUUAUUUUCCAGUUAUACGUGUAUGCUCCGCUUGUCAACAGAGUGGGUGCUCGUGGGGCCGUCCAGGUGUCGCUGUCAGUUGGCUUCGUUAUAGUCACAUGGCUUCCCUUCAUCCGCGCGUUCGGCCAUGGCAGUCAAGCCACCGCCAUUGCUGCUUGCCUCUCCCUGGCCAUGCGGAGUUUUGCGCAGUGUGUGUUCACAUCAGGCUUCAUCUUCAUCAACAACAGCAUCACAGACCCGUCCAUGCUUGGUGCUGUCACGGGCAUCACACAGAGCAUCAACCUCUUUUUCAGGGCCAUGGCACCUGCUGCUGGUGCAUCCGUGUUUGCAUGGAGUAUCAGCGGUAAAGGGUUCUUUCCUUUCGACUACCAUUUCUUCUUCUUUGCUCAGGCAGCUCUUCAGCUCGUUUUGAUAUUAAUUUCUCGGUCCAUGCCGGACCAUAUUGACAAGCCAAAGUUUGUUAGGCGUCAAACAUAAGUGUAUCAAAACGAUGAAUUUUAUUGGGUGGGCUUUC
Molecule: messenger RNA, 611 nt
Organism: Closterium sp. NIES-67
Lineage: Eukaryota; Viridiplantae; Streptophyta; Zygnematophyceae; Desmidiales; Closteriaceae
Source: the annotation of a GenBank genome assembly